Messenger RNA from Ceratina calcarata, 1287 nucleotides. RefSeq lists its product as uncharacterized. Bases 113 to 721 code for a protein of 202 amino acids. The transcript is spliced from 3 exons. The record is from RefSeq and is a predicted model, not a curated record. Gene Ontology annotation, biological process: NADH dehydrogenase complex assembly. NCBI's taxonomy places the organism in Eukaryota, Metazoa, Arthropoda, Insecta, Hymenoptera, Apidae.
CGUCAGAUUCAUCAUUUCGAUAGAAUUUAUGAAUACCGAAUAAGAUUUUCAAAAGUAUAAGAAAGUUAUCCAAAUUCCGCAUGAAACAUUAAAUUUCAAUUUUUUAUAUAAUAUGAAUUUCAAAUAUAUUUACGGCAUGUUUAUGACGGGAAUACUAUUUCCUUUAACCAGAGGGCACAGAGAAAUGCUUUUCGAUUUUACAACUAUGGAAAGUGCAGAUGAUUGGAAAGAGAUAUCGGACACUGUUAGAACAGUGGGGAAGUCGAAAGCAAUUUUAACAUUGCAAACGACGCAAGUUUUCCAACGUGCAAUACUUUUUACGCUUCUGAACCCACAACCAAACGGUGCUGGUUUUGCAGGGGUACGAACAAUGACAAAUUUAGACUUAUCAAAUUUUGAAAAUAUUGAAAUUAAUUGCCGAGGGCAAGGCAGUAACAGUCACUACAAAGUUGUUCUUAGACACAAAGGACAACAUUCAAACAGGGAUAUAACAUACGAACAAUUUUUUAUGGUACCAAUGUCGAGCAGUAACUUUUCAACAGUGGCAUUGCCUUUGGCAAAUUUUAAACCGUAUUAUCGUGGACAUGAAGAACCUGAUGCAGAACAUUUAGAUACUGCAAGCAUUACCAUGUUCGGUUUACAAGUAUACGGUGGAGUUUAUUUACCAAUUAAACAGAAGGGUGUAUCAGCAUUAGAAUUACAAAAUAUUUCUGCAUCGUAGUUGUAACGUUACAAUGUAAAUGCAAAUGGUUAGAGAGAUAUUGUCUCACUACAUUUUAUAAACAUAUAAACAGUUAAGGUAAAGUCUGUCCAUUAAAAGUGAAUACCAAAAGAUGUAAGAUUUACAAGACACGUAUAAAUGUAACAAAUUUGUAAAGCUAUUUGACACAGAAAUAUGCUCUUCCAUUAAAUCUCAGUAGUAUCUUUCAUGCUAUACCGCAAAUUAUCGAUAGUUUUUUAUACAAACAAUUGACGAACAUGCUUAAAUUGUUUUUAAAACUAUUGCUGAUAGGAAAAUGAUAAUGUAUGUUACCGAGGAGUUCCAAGAACUCUUCCAAAUUCUGAACCUACCAAUCGUUUAAAUAACUUUCCUCAAGGGUAUUGUAUGACAUAAGAUCGUGAUUGAGUCUGUAACAAAAGACAAAUAAUUUAUAUCGCACAUCUGCACACUACAUAAAUCAAUCUACUUACGUUUUAAAUGCGUCGACUAUAUCUUGUACUUUAGAUGGAUGGCAAACGAUAGUUGUUUUACAUUCUUUUGGAUCAAACAAUGGUUUUAGAUACUGA